AUGGCCGAUACUACGCAACCACGAAAUUGCACAUCGAGCUCCAGGAUAGGAAUGACAAUCCGCCGGUCAUCAACGGACCACAGCAUGUCCAGCUACAUGAAAAUGCAUGGCUCGGCAAAGAGGUUGCCAAAUUCACGGUUCAGGAUGCGGACGCAAAUGAUACCGCAGUGUGAGUCUACUAGUAUCAGUGUUAUAACCAAUUCUGUUCCGCUGCGGAAUUUUCAGCAAGAACACAUUCGCUCAUCUGUGGGUCAUAUGAGUGAUCAUAACAUUAAAAUUGUCUCGAGAAAUUCAAAAAAUUCUACACUUUGGAGGCUUCUUCUGAUUGCUUUGUGUACAUCAGUAGUAGUAGAAGGCCAAGAGUUAUCACAGUUCUUCCUCGGUUCCUAUCCUAGCCAAUCACGAUUCCUGAAUUUUGCCGGUAAAACUCAGCGUGAUAUUGUGGUAAGACUGACCAAGAAUUUAACGGAAGAUAUAGCUGUAGGCACACUGAUUGCAACAUUUCGUGCCGAAGAUAAGGAUUCAAUGACACAUAAUUUAACGUAA
Molecule: messenger RNA, 546 nt
Organism: Cercopithifilaria johnstoni
Lineage: Eukaryota; Metazoa; Nematoda; Chromadorea; Rhabditida; Onchocercidae
Source: the annotation of a GenBank genome assembly